AUGUCUUGUCUGUCUACGACAUGCACGCCUGAUUGGCAGGCCACCUCCGCUGACCGUCUCGUGAUAGUCCUCCACCGUUCCUCGACUUCGCCCAGUCCGACUUGUCAUCACCGCCAGAAUUUGCCCACCCAGACCACGGCACCGGCACGCAAAGCACCUGGAAACUGGACACGAACGAGCCUUACGAAUACCCAGUGUGCCACGCCGUCUCUUUGUUUAAUUGGGGCCGUGUUGCUUUCAAGUUUGCCGCCUAUUGUCUGA
Molecule: messenger RNA, 261 nt
Organism: Colletotrichum paranaense
Lineage: Eukaryota; Fungi; Ascomycota; Sordariomycetes; Glomerellales; Glomerellaceae
Exons: 1
Coding region: 1-261 (86 amino acids)
Source: RefSeq, a predicted model, not a curated record